GAGCCAUACUACGAUCUCGGCACCUACAAAUGGACAGUAACCUCGGACUCUCCAGAAGCCCGGCUAUGGGCUAAUCGGGGCCUGAUCUGGGCUUAUUCAUUCAACCACGAAGAAGGCAUCAAAUGCUUCAAAGAAGCCGUCAAACACGAUCCUUCCUGCGCCAUAGCCCACUGGGGCGUCGCCUUCUGUUCCGGACCCAACUAUAACAAAGCCUGGGCGCUCUUCGGACGGGAAGACGUCUUGAAAUCCUCUCAGCUCGUCAAAGAUGCUCUGGACCGAGCCCUCGAAUUGUCAACACAAGCAUCUCCUGCGGAACAGAAGUUGAUCAAGGCGCUUGGUGCUCGGUUUCCGCCGGUGGGCACUAUCCCGGACGACUUCUCUCCUUUGAAUCGCGCGUAUGCCGACGCCAUGCGACCUGUGUAUGAGGCUCACCCGGAUGAUGUCGAUGUCGCUGCUCUGUUCGCUGAAGCCUUGCUAUGCAUCUCUCCGCGCGGGCUGUGGGACUUGGACACGGGAAAGCCGACGGGUGAUCACACGGUGGAAGCUCAGAAUGUCAUCGAGAGAGCCUUUGAGUCGCCUGAGGGUUUCGCUCAUCCGGCUCACUGUCAUCUUUACAUCCACUUGUUAGAAAUGAGUCCUGUCCCCGAACUCGCCCUCCCCGCCGCCGACCGUCUCCGCGGCAUGGUCCCCAAUGCCUCGCACAUGCUGCACAUGCCCACCCACAUAGAUGCCGCAGUUGGAGACUACCGCCGGGGCAUCUCCUCCAACGACGAAGCCAUGGCCGCCGACGACGCAUACUUCGCCAAACUCGGCCCUCUCGACUGCCUCCUCUACCGCGCCUACCGCGCCCACUACGUCUCCGCAAAAUUGUACUCCUCCAUCAUGGCCGGCAGAUAUUUCGAUGCUCUGUCGGCGGCCAACAAGAUGGAGGAAAUUCUGCCAGAAUACAUCCUCACCGCUCCAUCCCGGCUUCCCCUGGCGGACAUCAUGGAACCCUUCCUCGGCAGCAAAGCCCACGUGCUCAUCCGCUUUGGGCGGUGGGAGGACAUCCUCAACUUACCCAUCCCCUCGAAUCGCGAACUGUACUGCUCCACGUACGCCGUCACCCUCUACGCUCGGGGUAUCGCUCUCAGUGCUCUAAACCGCAUUCCCGAAGCCGAAGCCACCUACCAAGAAUUCCUGCUCGCCCGCGAAAAAGUGCCCAUGACCCGGCUCAACAGCAUUCCCGUGCGGCAAUACAACGUCCUCGGCGUCGCGGAAAAGAUGCUAGCGGGUGAAAUCGCCUACCGUAAAGGCGAUUUCGACACAGCCUUCUCCAUCUUCCGCGAAGCAGCCGCUCGAGAAGAUAACCUACAAUACUCCGAUCCGCCGCCUUGGAUGCAGCCGGUGAGACAUGCGUUGGGAGGACUCCUGCUGGAGCAAGGGAGAGUGGCGGAGGCGGAGAGGGUGUUCCGUGAGGAUUUGGGGUGUGCGGAGGGGUAUCCGCGGCGGAAGGCGAAGUUGAACAAUGUUUGGGGAUUGCAGGGGUUGCACGAGUCGCUCGUGAGGGGCGGGAAAGAGGAUGAGGCGAGGUUAGUAAAGCCGGGGUUGGAUGUUGCGAUGGCGGGUGCGGAUGUGGAGUUGAAUGUUUCGUGUUUUUGUCGGUUGGAGAAGGUUGGGCAGGGGAAGGGAUUUUGUUAG
Zymoseptoria tritici IPO323 is the source of this 1680-nucleotide messenger RNA. RefSeq lists its product as uncharacterized. Lineage: Eukaryota; Fungi; Ascomycota; Dothideomycetes; Mycosphaerellales; Mycosphaerellaceae. Gene Ontology annotation, molecular function: identical protein binding. The transcript has a single exon. Gene Ontology annotation, cellular component: intracellular anatomical structure. The record is from RefSeq and is a predicted model, not a curated record. The annotation marks the transcript as partial.